GCUCUUGCUCACUGGGGUAGCUGGGACCGUUAGCUCGCCAGGCUGGCAGGUUCCGGGGCCCAGCUCCGCCGGCCGCCGGGAUGGAGACGUUGCGAGCACAGCGGCUGCAGCCCGGCGUAGGUGUCGGUGGGAGAGGCACUUUGCGAGCGCUGCGGCCGGGGGUGACCGGGGCCCCGACUAGCGCCGCCACACCCCCCGCGGGCCCGCCGCCCGCCCCGCCGCCCCCCGCCCCGCCCCCGCCUCCGCUGCUUCUAGCUGGGGCCCCCGGGCUGCCCCUGCCCCCCGGCGCCGCGGGGAGUCCUGCGGUGCUGCGCGAGGCGGUGGAGGCGGUGGUAAGGAGCUUCGCCAAGCACACGCAGGGCUAUGGUCGAGUGAAUGUGGUGGAGGCCCUUCAGGAAUUCUGGCAGAUGAAGCAGUCUCGGGGCGCUGACUUGAAGAACGGGGCCCUGGUGGUGUACGAGAUGGUCCCCUCCAACAGCCCUCCGUACGUCUGCUAUGUCACUCUGCCUGGGGGGAGCUGUUUUGGGAGUUUCCAGUUUUGCCCGACAAAAGCUGAGGCCCGGAGAAGUGCUGCAAAGAUUGCAUUAAUGAACUCCGUGUUUAAUGAGCAUCCAUCCCGAAGAAUUACUGAUGAAUUUAUUGAGAAGAGUGUCUCAGAGGCCCUGGCAUCUUUCAAUGGUAACAGAGAGGAAGCUGACAACCCAAACACGGGGAUUGGUGCCUUCCGGUUCAUGCUGGAAUCGAACAAGGGCAAGUCAAUGCUGGAGUUCCAGGAGCUGAUGACAGUUUUUCAGCUGCUGCACUGGAACGGCAGCCUUAAGGCCAUGAGGGAGAGGCAGUGCUCUCGGCAGGAGGUGUUGGCUCAUUAUUCACAUCGGGCCUUGGAUGAUGAUAUUCGCCACCAAAUGGCUUUGGACUGGGUGAGCAGGGAGCAGAGUGUGCCAGGGGCAUUGUCAAGAGAGCUGGCUUCCACUGAACGGGAGCUCGAUGAAGCCCGGCUGGCGGGCAAAGAGCUGCGCUUCCACAAGGAGAAGAAAGAUAUUCUCAUGCUGGCUGCUGGGCAGCUGGGCAAUAUGCAUUCUUCCAGCUGCUAGGCAUCUACCCUCUGCUUGCCAUGGCUCUUCAGGCCCUUUUUUGUAUGUCUCCUUUUUAAGACGUAGGAUGAUGAUUUCUGUAUAUACUUUCUCAAUUUUAUACUUUAAAAUAUAGAUAUAUAUGUAUAAAUUCUACACCGGCCUUCCUAUUUGCUAAGAGAUCCCUUUUCUAACUUCCAGUUUGGGGAUGUAGUUACCUUUGAAAUAUCACUGUUCCGUUUUAGAGCGUGGUUGGCUCUUAAACCUUCAGAUUAUCUAAGUCACUAACAUGUACAAUUUACUAAGUGUUCAUGUCUCUUUCUUUUAAAACAGCAGACAGCUGCAUGAUGAUUCAUAAUUAUGAUCUCUGCACUCAGGAGUCUGAGGCAGCAUUGCUGUGAAUAUGAGGCCAGCCUGGAUUACAUAGUAAGUUCCAGGUCAGCAUGGGCUACAGUGUGUAAGAUCCUGUCUCAGACCCCUCUCCUCCCACAUAUAAAACCACAGUGGGAAUAAGGAGCAUGUGCUCCCCCCGUCCUGUAUUCUUGGUUUCUACUAGGCUAAAACAGGGUGGGAGCGUCAGGUUUUGUUUUGGAGUGACCUUCCGGCACACCUCUCUUGCUCACUUCCCUUCUUCCUUGCCUCUAAGUGCUCCUUCAUUUGGAGGCUUCCCCACCUUAUCCAGAAGGAGAUCUGACUUCCUUUUGUUUUGUGAGGCAUCUUAUUAUGGCCUGGAACUCAUCCUAUAGACUAGGAGGGCUUCAUGCUUGUGGUUGUAUCCUGCUGAGAUCAUAGGCAUGGGUCACAAUGCCUGGCCUGGUCUUUAUUUUAAAGUCACUCCUGAGAAACUGCCUAAGAACAAGAGAAUUAUACACCCAGUUCAUAUGGGGUGGAUAGGGGGCACUACCUAAGCUGCUUCUGGGCUUAUCCACCCCUGCUGGCAGUCUAGGUUGGAUGUGAGAGGAGGGUAAGGGUUGAGGCUACUUGCCAUUCACCAUUUCCCGGAGUCACUUCUCUUACUCACCAGACUUAAUAAAGACAUACUUGCACAUAUAUACACA
Mastomys coucha (southern multimammate mouse) is the source of this 2131-nucleotide messenger RNA. It is a transcript of the gene Lix1l, whose product is annotated as limb and CNS expressed 1 like. Lineage: Eukaryota; Metazoa; Chordata; Mammalia; Rodentia; Muridae. The coding region runs from base 81 to 1094 and encodes 337 amino acids. Gene Ontology annotation, biological process: autophagosome maturation. The transcript is spliced from 6 exons. The record is from RefSeq and is a predicted model, not a curated record. Gene Ontology annotation, cellular component: cytoplasm.